AAAGAAUCAUUUGCCCAUUCUUGAAUCUUGAUUUCAUAAAUCCAUAAGCAGAACCUCUCUUAUUCAUCACUUUUUUAAAUCAACGAUACCCUAAUCCCUUUUCAUGGAAAUUUUGCCUACAGAUAUAAUAACCUUAAUCAUCUCGAAACUACCUGUAAAAUCUCUUUGUCGCUUUAAAUGUGUAUCAAAAUCAUGGAAUUCACUCAUUUGUGACCCUCAUUUCUUGAUCCUUAACCUCGUUCAUUCCCUAUCUUCAAACAAACGCCUUCUUAUAAUCAACUAUGGGACCCACCUUGAUUCCAUGUCAUUUGAUAUGGGCACUAAUUUCGAGGCGAAAUUCUUAAAAAGGUUUGAUUUCCCAACCCAUUUUUCUUCUGGUUAUGAUGUUUCGAUUGUUGGGUCUUGUAAUGGGUUAAUCGCAUUGAGUUUUAAGAAUCUUGAUAACCCUUUAUUAAUUGAUGUUGUUUUGUGGAACCCAUGUAGUAAUACCCAUUUUGUAUUGCCUUCUGAGAGUUUGAGUUCGGAUGAUUUGGGUACGGAUUAUACUGGUUUUAGUUUCGGGUUUGGAUAUGAUUAUGUGAGUGAUGAUUAUAAGAUUGUGAGGAUUGUUGAUUACUUUGUGAACCAUGAUGCUGAUCGCGGUGAUGGUGGAAGUGACGGCGGCGGUGAUGGUGUCAAUGACAAUGUUAGUGGUGGUGGUGGUGGUGACGAUGACCGUGAUAGUGAUGGUGACGAUGACAAUGUCGGUGGUGGUGACGAUGACAAUGGAAGUGAUAGUGGUGGUAGUGAUACUGGUUCCCCUAAUAGAUUUGGGUACAUAAUCAAGGAAAUUAAGGCAUAUAGCUUGAAGGAUCAUUGCUGGAAAUUGGUUAAUGUAGAAGUUUCUGGUGCUACUAUAGUAUGGUGUGAUCCUGGUGCAGUUAUUAACAAUCAUAUUGUGCAUUGGAUGUUUUGGGAAAAUCUCCAAUAUAAGCCUCAAAUUCGAGGGUUUGAUCUUUUAUCCAUGGAUUGGAGUAAUUCCUUGCCGUUACCUGAUUUGAUUAAAAAAGAUGAAUUGGGUUAUGAUUCAGAGGGUGAAUUGCUGUUAAAUCAUAAUGGAUUUGACCCUAGGGAUUUUGUUGUCCUUGGGGUAUUAGAUGAAUGUUUAUGCCUAGUGACUCGAAUUUGCUCGAAAUUUGAUAAUGUUUUUGUGUGGGUGAUGAAAGAGUAUGGUGUUCAAGAGUCAUGGACUAGAUUGUUUAAUGUUGUUGAUGCUGGUAUUGUUGGAUCAUUGUUGAGUGCUCCUUUGGGUUGUUCUAAUGGAGGUAAUGAAUUUUUGUUGAGAAAAGAAGAUGAUGAUGGUGUACUUUAUCAUUAUAAUUUGAGUGGGAAAAUGAUGAAAGUUGUUUCUGAGAUUUCAAGGGAUUUGAAGAUUUCUGAUGUGAAUGUUUGUGUUGAGUGCCUUGUUUCUACUACGAAGAUGAUGGGAGUUGUGGUGGAUGAGAGCCAAGAGACUAAUGAAUAAGUGACCAAUGAUCUUCUUUAAUGUCUUAGAUGCUAAUAUUGUAAUUAGGUGAUACAUCUUACAUGAUUUUCAUCUCAUAUGAUUUGCUAAUCUACAUGCGAAUCAGGAACAAAAAAAAAAGUAAAUAAUUGUCAGUUUUUGCUAUUUUCAUUACAAUAUUAAAAUGAUUUUGCGACAAAGAAGUUUUGUCACUUAAUUUGUCACAAAAAAGGUUUGGCAACAAAAUACUUUGUCACUAAAAAAGUAAUUUGUCACCAUAAUUGUCGCUAGCCUGGCGACAAAAUCAAA
Amaranthus tricolor (Joseph's coat) is the source of this 1792-nucleotide messenger RNA. Its product is annotated as F-box protein CPR1-like. The transcript has a single exon. Gene Ontology annotation, molecular function: protein binding. Lineage: Eukaryota; Viridiplantae; Streptophyta; Magnoliopsida; Caryophyllales; Amaranthaceae. The record is from RefSeq and is a predicted model, not a curated record. Bases 104 to 1504 code for a protein of 466 amino acids.